Molecule: messenger RNA, 2014 nt
Organism: Lineus longissimus
Lineage: Eukaryota; Metazoa; Nemertea; Pilidiophora; Heteronemertea; Lineidae
Product: glutathione S-transferase 3, mitochondrial-like
Exons: 5
Coding region: 418-861 (147 amino acids)
Cellular component (GO): endoplasmic reticulum; membrane; nuclear envelope
Molecular function (GO): glutathione peroxidase activity; glutathione transferase activity
Source: RefSeq, a predicted model, not a curated record
CAGUCAGGCCGAAUCAGUCCUGGCUGCUCCACCGUGUUGCCAACAUGGUGAGAGAGAUGAGAUGGUCAUAGCCAGCCAGAAUCAGUCUUGUUCGCUGCUCCACCGUGUUGCCAACUUGGUGAGAAUGAUGAGACGGGUCACAGCCAGGCCGAAUCAGUCCUGGCUGCUCCACUGUGUUGACAGCAUGGUGAGAGAGAUGAGGACGGUCACAACCAGGCCAGGUUUAAAGCACAAAUAUCAGGAAUAUCACAUCAAAAGAAUCAUUUAAUCUAGAUACAUGAGAAAUUUCUUUCAAGAGCAUGCAUCGAUUUGGAGCGAAACGACAGGGGGCGAAAAGAUCAGGGAGCGAAACAACCGCAAUCCGGAAUCGUUUCAGGUCGAGACCUUUUGAAGGGGUCAAGGCUGAUUUAAAGGUCCAUGAUGGUGGAGCCAACUCCAGCACUCGUCUUCUACACCAUGACUAUCAACGCUGCCUACGGUUAUUGCAUCCUUGUUGUGUGUCUUUCUUGGUUGAUUCAGACUUGGCUUGGCAUAAACGUUCUCAGAGCAAGACGAGCUUACGAUGUUCAGAACCCAAGAGUUUAUGGCGACCACAUGUUCAACUGCAUUCAGAGAGCAUAUCAAAAUUCGAUUGAAAAUUAUCCAUCAUUUGUGGCGCUGAUGCUGAUCGGAGGCUUGCACUAUCCUCGGAUGAGUGCCUUUGGAGGUUUUCUUUGGACAAUUAGUCGAAUUUUCUAUGCAAGGGGCUAUUAUUCUGGAGACCCCUCCAAGAGACUGAAAGGUGCCUUUGGUUACCUGGGUAUGUUCAUCAUGUUCAUGUGUACAUUCAUUACGGGGCUAAGCACACUUCAGUGGGUAUGACGCCAUGAGGGCGGGGCUGCCCCACAGCAGUCCUCACAAGCUUUCAGACAAUGGCAUGAUCUAAAUCCACAUGAUCUUAAUCGUCUACGUCGUCCUCCCUUUUAGAAAUACAUGUUGUAUUUGUUUCACUGCCUGAUUCUUGUUGUUCACAAGCUUGAAUGUUGAAGGUAAUUUUGUGUUAUUGGAGGGGGGAGCAGGGGCAGUAAGAAGAAUUAACGAAAGGUUUCAGGGAAAUAGUAGCCUAAAUAAUCAGUUUCAUUUUGUAUUUUGUCUUAUCCUUAAUUGAUCUAUAUGUGCCAUAACUUGAUGCCUCAAUAGACUUUGUAAGGAAAUGUUUUAAAUGCAAUACAGGUACUGCUUUCAACAUUGUUGAUCAUGCCAACCAUUACUGGAUGAAAACUAACUGAAGAUAAUUAUGGUCAUGUACACCUAUGUGUAUGUUCCCUAUGUAUAUUUCCAUGCACACAUAUUGAUAAAUCAUCAUCGUUCAUUGAUUUCUUGUGUAAUAUCAUCUUCAGGAAUAAGUCACGUUUGAGGCUAUGUUCAACAUCAAUGUUAUCAUAUUCAUAGCCUUUGGUUAUACAUUGUUGUUUGAUUUUCAUUUUGUGGAAUAUUCUGGAAAUUGUGUCGAAACAGUAGCGAGAAUCAUGAUUAUACAUGGAUAUGAAAACUUGCCAUGUCUGAAAAUGUUCGGAGCUGCAGAGGUGCAGUGAUUUCUUUAGUGUCUUUCCUCUCGGGUUUCUGUCUUGGUAUGACGUAAAUUUGUCGCUGUCAACGAAAUAGGUGUAGCAAACAAAUAAAGCUUGUCCUCUGAGAUAGUGACCAAAUGUUUGCUUCGUAAGAUUGAUGUUGUCCAAAAAGUAUUGCAUAAUGGGCACAGGCACCGGUAAACUUUGUAACUAACCAAAAUCGAUGCAAAUUUGGGUGAUGAUGCAAUUUUACCAAAACUCAAUAAAAUUUAAUGUUAAUAUUAGUGAAAAUAUUUGAUUGUUAGUGUGUAGGCCUACACAGUAUUACUUACUGCCUAAAUGUGCCUUUUUACAGCUACUAUAUGAUUGUAUUACUCUCUUUUGGAUGCACUUUUCACAGAUUUUUAUGUUUUCUAUUCACUGUUUAUUGUGAAACAUGUUGUUCUUAUUUGUAUACAAAUAAA